UUGUCAAACUGAAAAAAUUGGUUUUCUUUCAAAACGGAAUGUCGACACUUAAAAGCGGUGACUUUGCAAGUCUGGUUAAACUGGAAAGCUUGCAUUUGUCAUGGAAUAACAUUUCGUUUGUUGAAUCUGGAUCAUUUUCUGGGCUUAUCAAAUUACAAACGCUGAAUUUGAACGGAAACGCGUUAAAACAGCUGGACAGUUCUCUCUUUUCUGAGCUGCAGAGUCUCCAAAAAUUAUAUUUGCAGGACAACAACAUCGAUAGUUUACCCUCAGAAUUGUUUCAAAAUACGACGAAUUUGAAGUUCGUGUUCCUCAGUAAUAACAGGAUUGCCAGUUUUCCGGACAAGUUGUUCUCCAAUUUAGCCAUGCUGACCGGCUUGUACGCCUCGGGAAAUAAACUCUCGGAUAUCCCCGUCGAUUUCUUCAACAGCACAACGGCAUUGCGUAUCCUGGAUCUGAAUGGCAAUCACCUGGGAAUGGUUAAUCCUGGCGCAUUUCGGAGACUGGAAAAGCUGGAAUAUUUAUCUUUAAGCAAUAACGAGAACGUCUCUGACGAUGGUAGAAGUAACAUCGAGACACUUUUGACGCGUGUGUCUAAAUAUUGGCCGAAAAUAAAGACAAUUCAUUCCAGUAACAACAGUAUAGUAAGCUUACAGGCUGGAGCUUUCAAGAAUUUGAAAACUCUGACUCGGUUGUAUUUGGAUAAUAACAAGCUGACGGAAAUACCACGUGAUGUGUUGGCAAACUCACCUCGGCUCAAAUAUGUGUAUCUCCAACAAAACAUGAUUAGUCGAAUCGACAAAAGUGUUAUCUUCGGCCUAGGAAUACAGCUGCGCGGAAUGAACUUAUCUCAUAAUGAUCUCUCCUCAGAGACAAUAUCAGAUCUUCUACAACGAAUUCCCGUAUUCUACCAUUUACGUAAACUGGAUUUGUCUUACAAUAAGUUACCAGCACUAACGCAAAACAUUACCAAAGGGUUCGUAAAUCUCUUCCAGGUGAGCUUUAGAAAUUGUUCUUUGACCGGAACCACUGACUUUGACGGAGCUAUGUUACCAGGACACAUUGACGUCUCCAGCAACCGUUUGAGGACAUUCGGAAAAAGUGAUGAGCUAGUAAUAAUCACAGGAUCCGUUGUAAAUGUUGACGUCUCAGGCAAUGAUCUUCAAGAGGUCAACGUUGUCUUUAAUCAGGAAAAAAUCACGAAUGGCCGUUUGGAUGCGAGUCAGAACCAGAUAGAAAAUGUGAUCAUUCAUGCCUCGCAGGAAGCGGCAUUUCAACUGCUUCGUUUUAGCAGAAACCGGGUCAGGCUUCCAUUGGUAUUCUCAAAUGAAACCUCUGUCGAGCUUUUGGAUCUUUCAGACAACUCCUUGGAACGUAUAACCAUAUUUCCCCUGAAGGUUUCAAAUGAUGGAUCAUCGCGAGAAUGGAAUCCUUGCGAGUCUUCUUUGGUUCACUCAUUGAAUCUUUCGCGGAACGCUAUUGUUGAUAUUUUUCCAAAUGCCUGUCUGGGUAGAGUUCAAAUCUUAGAUCUUAGUCACAACAAGCUAGAGAUAUUUAACUCCCUAAUGCCUAAAUCAGAUGCAUCAACAUUCCGACUCCUUCACCUAAAUUUAAUGGGCAACAGGCUAACAAUGAUAUCUCCAGACAGCUUUGGAGGUGUGAGCGAACUGGACCUUCGUUUGAACCAGAUUGCCUCCUUGAACAAAGCCUCGGAGCUUUUAUCAAAGACAAAGUUGCAAAAGCUGUAUUUGACUGGCAAUCCCUUAAUGUGUGAUUGUGAAGGGGCUUCUUUGAGAGGAAGUUCCAUGGUUAAUAGGCUGGACGGCGCUCGCUGUCAGUUCCCUCCGGAACUAAAUUUCUAUCUUGUGACUUGUUACUCUUUAGCCAGAUGUGCUUUGAAUUCCAUCUCUGAAACAAUAAAAUCAUCAGAUUCAACACCAACAACAGCACACUGUGAGAAGGACUUGGCGAUUUCAACGUGGCGUUUCUCCCUAGAUAGUAACAAUGACAGUGUGACGCUAGAAUGGUCUGUAUCAGGACCGGGGGCUGGCUACAUCGAUCAUUUUCGUUUGACGUCCAAAGACGUCUCGGACGCCAUGGUUCAACAACGCCUCAUUCCUGCCAGUAACCGAUCAGUUGUCUUGUUCGAUCUUCUCUGCGGGCAUCAAUACAGCAUUUGCGUGCAACCCAGGCUGUCCACGAGAACGACAACCGAUGCAGUGUGUCGGGAUGCGAAACUCUAUGAAACUCCUUGCAUUAAGCAAAGGAAUAACAAAUCAGUUGGCAUCGAGAACUUGACUUUCAGAAGAGACAACGAGACAUUGAUUCUCGAGUGGUCGGUCGUUGGUCCAGGGCAAGUCUACAUUCAAUAUCUGAGUCUAGAGUACACGGACUCUCUGCGCCCAUCUGCAGUGAUAAAGACAACUUUACAACCCGAUCAGCGGUCUCACGUGUUAUCGGACUUGCAGCUUGAUCACAGUUAUAACGCCUGUAUUACUGGUCAGCUUAACUACGGACCGUCCACUACACAGCUGUGCACCACGAUGACUUUGUCAGCAGCAUUGGCUCCGGGGACUGUUGAGCGGGAUACAGCCAUAGCGGUCGUUAUCAUCCUCAUCGCCAUUAUUGUCGUCGUCGCUUUGGUGUGGAAACGCAAGCAGCUAAAACUUUGUUUCCAGCGACGCAAACAUAGGACCACCGUUAACGGAGAUCAAAUUCACGAACGGGUAGAUAAUUCGAAUAUUCGUGGAUCCUAUUUUCAGCCCACGUCAGAUGUUGGAUACAUGAACGACGCCUACGAUGAGGAUUUGACAUUUAACCCAGAGGUGAACGACGGCAAUACCACGGUAUAUGAUUCCAAAAAAUUGGAUGCCAAACGUGAUGUGGAGCCUUCACAGGUGUCCCUGAACAAUGUAAACGGAUCUCGUGCUCGGUCGGGACCUUUGGACGAAGAGUUGGACAGUUCUAAGGUAUAAAUAUAGACAAUGUGCGAUGCAAUAAUUAUCCCUACUGUUGUACUGUAACUGGUGACUAAUUGAGUUCGAAUGCCAGUUGUCACAGAGAAUGUGCGAGUGAAGUGUCAGGAUCUAGACUGUGCACAAGGCAUGGUUUCUCUAUAAAGCUUCUACAGCAUUUCCGUCAGAUUAAUACUGUGAGGAAUACCACGUAAAAUCACCCAAAAUGUUUCAUCUGGCAAUAAUCAAAUCUGCCUGCUAAUAGCGUCUAACAGAGGCGGAAGGUAAUUGUGUUUAAAUUAGUAAAACGUCUGCCAAAAGGUUUUAUGCAGUGAAAUAUUAAGCUGUAAAGAAAGUAUUUGCUACAUUUUGCCGUCAGUUGUGUGCCUAUACAUGAAUGUAAUCCUUAGAUGUUAACACUUGCCAUGGAUUUAUAAGAUAGUUCAGUUAUAAAAAUGACUGUUUAUGAUGUGUUUGACAUACGGAGUAAUGAUUAUAAAAAUCGAACCGUAUCACUGUUAGUUACGAUUAAAAAUGCGAUAUGGGAGGCCUCAUUUACUUAUCCCAAGGAAAGAGCAUUUUCUCGCUGAAAAAAUGAACUGCUUUGAUCCAAGUCUACGAAUCAACACAUAGAAAUGCUUCAGAUCGGCCUGAAGUUCUACUCUCAAAUAUUCCACGAACGCUUUCAUGCUAUUCAAGAAUACGCAAUCUGUGUCAAAAGUUAAUAUAUGUUUAAAUGUUGACUAGUUUCCGUUUUAUUGAGCUCUAGUCACAUGGUUUGACAUGAAACUGUCAUUUCAAUUUCCGUUUGUGUUUGAAAUAUCUAGAAUCA
Molecule: messenger RNA, 3786 nt
Organism: Liolophura sinensis
Lineage: Eukaryota; Metazoa; Mollusca; Polyplacophora; Chitonida; Chitonidae
Product: toll-like receptor 6
Exons: 1
Coding region: 39-2975 (978 amino acids)
Molecular function (GO): protein binding
Source: RefSeq, a predicted model, not a curated record